Pestalotiopsis fici W106-1 is the source of this 1593-nucleotide messenger RNA. RefSeq lists its product as uncharacterized. NCBI's taxonomy places the organism in Eukaryota, Fungi, Ascomycota, Sordariomycetes, Amphisphaeriales, Sporocadaceae. The transcript has 3 exons. Gene Ontology annotation, molecular function: acyltransferase activity, transferring groups other than amino-acyl groups. The record is from RefSeq and is a predicted model, not a curated record. The coding region runs from base 1 to 1593 and encodes 530 amino acids.
AUGGCACCGGACCUUGUGCAUCGGGCAGCCUCUUAUCCAAGAUCUGAAAAGGUCCUCCUCAAACGAGACCUGCAGUCAUGCAUUCCACUUAUGAAUGUUUUAAAUGAGGGAGAUCUUCUGGUACUCUUAUCUCCGGUAGUCGCACCCCUGGCUCAAGACGAUGUCGUUCUGGAUCCGUUUGAACCUCUUGGACGGGCACUAGCUGCAAGGCACGCCUGGGUCAGGCAUGUUCCAUAUACUGCCAAUCGUGGAAUCACCGAGUUUCACUCUACUUUCAUCAAGAGAGCUAAAGUGAUUAUCUUUGUCAUUGCUGGUGCUGCGGUACCGGGACAGGUGUCACAGAUUGACAUGGCAGAGCUGGCACAAGUCAUGGCCGAGUAUCGCCCCUUGGUAGUUGUGGCUUGCCAGGAAGAAUAUCUGGGCUUUGAGGAGAAUCACUUUGGAACCAUAAUUCAGCUCUCCGGAUAUGCGCCAAGCCAACUUGAAGAAGCCGCUGCUGUGCUGUUUGGUGAGACGCCGGCAACGAUCGACAGACCUCUGGGUUUACAAGAACCGACUGCGGCUCCGAAAAAAUGGACGGUGGAAGCAUUACCGGACAGUCUCAUACAAUUCGACGUCUCACCUAUAUUAGACCUCUGGAACGAGUGUUUGCCCAAGCAGUUUACUUUCAAUCGCUACACCUUGCAGAGUCUACUUGAUCGAGAUGGUUUUGGUAGACACUAUGUUGUCAGACAGCCAGAGACCCGCGAGAUUAUUGGCUUUUGCGCAACUUACACGACUUGGGCUUUUAGUGACCCGGACUUCCUCGUUGGCUCUGUGGCUAUUUUAUUGGUGAAAAACACAUAUCGUAAAAUGGGCAUCGGGUCGAGCCUCUAUAACCAUGCUACGGGUCUUUUGACGCGGACACGAGGGGUCGAGAGAUUGCAACUCGGGAGUACAUUUCCACGACUAUUGUGCGGUAUCCCUCAAGAAUUAUCGCCGUCAAGAGACUGGUUCAAAAAACGCGGCUGGGACCUCGAUUCUCGAGAACCAGGCGGCGGCAAGGAAGUCUGCGACUGGCUGCUCAAGAUACAUGACUGGCCAAGCGGUGGGUUAGGCUCGAUUCCAGAGGGCUACACCUUCAGGACAUGCACACCUGAUGAUUUCUCAAAUUUACUCGACUUUCUACGACGCGAGGAAUCGCGCAACGAGACAAUGGGCUUGUUCGAAAUAUACAAGUGGAGCAAAGAUUCCACCUUUGAUAUCGUUUUGAGUCUCCACGGGCAGACAAUAGUGGCAGCAGCCUUGACGUAUAUGCCUGAUUCAGGAUCGACUGCGGAUACUGAGAUACCGUGGCCACGGACAAUGGGCCCUCUUGUUGGAGGUAUUACCUGCAUCUGUAUUUCUGAGGAUAAUCCUGCCGUGCAGAGGUACAGGAAUUCUGUCAUGAUUAGACUUCUCGGAACUUGCAUAGAGCAGCUCAGCAGCUACGGGAUGCAAGAGGUCUUUCUUGAUGGCAUGAGAAGUGGGGGCCGGGGUUUUGAAGACCUGGGUUUCCGAAAAUGGGCAACCUACCAAGAAGUCUGGAAGCCAGUGGGAAAUGCUCGACCAUGA